Messenger RNA from Dentiscutata heterogama, 308 nucleotides. The record is from the annotation of a GenBank genome assembly. Lineage: Eukaryota; Fungi; Glomeromycota; Glomeromycetes; Diversisporales; Gigasporaceae.
CAUUACAGAAUAAAACAAAAUCACAACAUUUAAUCGAAUUGCUUGAAGAUUUUGUUGAAGAUAAUGAUGACAAGCAAUAUGAAUCGGAUAAUUCGCAAGAAAUUGAUAGUCUGGAAGAUGAAAAAGAAAAUAGUGAUUCUACGAUUCUUUAUAUACAAAACCCAAAAAUACACCGUAGUAGAGGUCGUUCCAAAGGUACCAAAUGCUUAAAAUCGGCACAUGAAGUAUCAAAAACCUACGGCAAAUCAAUGUCGAUGCAAGAAAUGUGGUGGUUUGGGCCAUUAGCAGAAGAAUUGCAAGAUACUUAA